Molecule: messenger RNA, 4788 nt
Organism: Mytilus trossulus (common blue mussel)
Lineage: Eukaryota; Metazoa; Mollusca; Bivalvia; Mytilida; Mytilidae
Product: ankyrin repeat domain-containing protein 50-like
Exons: 5
Coding region: 184-4323 (1379 amino acids)
Biological process (GO): RNA processing
Molecular function (GO): protein binding; RNA nuclease activity; RNA binding
Source: RefSeq, a predicted model, not a curated record
UUGAACAUUUUCUGUACAUUACAGGUGAGAAUGGAUGGCACAGAGACAGAUAUAUGGUCUCUAUAUCUUAGUAUCAGUUAUCAUUGGUAGUGGAUAGAGUAUCACCACAUCAGAAAGCAUUGAAGCAAUUAGACGAUUACCAAAGAAAGCUAAGAAGACCUUGGGAUAAGUUUUGAGGAUGUGAUGCCUUCAUAUGGCUGCCCUGUAAAGAUGGCACAGUGUCUCUUGAAGAAAAAGAACUUUUUCUGUAGGGAAUGGACAUUCAGUAAAAUCAACCAUUGCCUAGAAAACAGACCAACAUCUAAAACAUGUGGGGCUUUGAUAGUGGGAGGCCCUGGAUGUGGCAAGUCAGCGGUGUGUGCAGAACUGACGUGGCCUACUGUGUCACAAGGAAAACAAUGUCUUCUCAAUCAGCGACUCAUUGCCUGGCACUUCUGUCAGGCUCAUGACAUUGAGAGCUUAUCCAUAACAAGUUUCAUCCUUAACCUGGUUAACCAGUUGUCAGAAAGUAAACAAAUCAAUGGAUACUUAGACAUCAUAAAUGAUCCUGAAGUACAGAGGCUUCUCAAUCCAGUGGAAAUUGAGAAAAAUCCUGACCUAGUCUUUCAUCAAGCUGUCUUGGAACCUUUACAGAUGCUUGAAAAACCAGAAAGAACUGUAUUUAUGAUUGUUGAUUCCAUUGACGAAUGUUAUCUCCAAAGUUUGGGAGAAAAAAAUGGAGAAAGCCGUACAAUUGCUGAGCUUCUGGCAAAUCAUCAUCAUAACUUUCCACCAUGGCUUCUCCUUGUGUGUUCUGCUCGGAAACAAAGUAAAACAGUAACAAGAAUGUUUACUGGUUUCCGAAAAAUUAGUUUAGAUGACCUUCGAAAAUCUCAUGUUGUUCGUGAUGUUCAGCAAUACAUUCUGUGUCGACUUGAUAAGGAGGAGCGACUGAGACAACACCUAAGUCGUGAUACAGCAGAAAUGUUGAAUCAAUUACACAUAAAGAGCAAUGGAUGCUUUCUAUACUUAGAACGAGUUCUCGAUGGUGUUUCUGAGAAUUUUAUAAUGUUGCGUGAGAUUCGUGAGAUUCCAGGAACUUUGAAUGGAUUAUACCUUUGGUUAUGUCAGAGGAUAUUUGGUCGUAAGCAAUUUACCAAAAUUCAACCCAUUAUCAAUGUUAUUCUGGCAUCUAAUAAGCCAGUGAACUCGAAGGAUUUGUUUGACUGUGUUCACACAAAAAACACUGAUUUAACAGAAGAGGAAUUUUCAAAGCAAAUAACUAGUAUGAAGAAAAUUCUGAUUGAAGGACAGAAUGGAAGUAAGAUUUUAUUCCACCACAGUUUCGCAGAGUGGCUACUUGAUGUAAAACAUUGCACACAGAAAUACUUGUGUAAUGCCUCUGAAGGUCAUGCUAUGUUAGCAAUGAGGGCUACAAUGAGUGCUGACAAAUUAAAACCACUGGAAGUUCAGGAAAUGGCCUUACACAUGCUACGUGGAAAUUUUUAUGAUGUGUUACAAUAUACUAAUUUAGUGCAAUGGUUAAUGAUAUCCGGUGCAGAUAUAGAGACAAGUUUAUCAGUAGGGAUUCCAAAGGAACAAAAAGUUACAAAACUUCUGUUGGAUGCAGGUGCUAAACUUCCUUCAGAUCCAGAUGAAGCAGAAACUGCUAGCAUGCAUGCAAGCAUGAUUGAAGAAGUUGACAACGAGAAGCAGCCUGCAUUGGAUGUGUCUGUUAAUCAGGUGGAUAGCAAUGGUCGAACAGUCCUUCACAAUGCUGCUCACGAAGGAAAUAUUCAGCUCCUGACAACUGCUAUAGCAAAUGGUGCUGACUUAGAAGCUGUUGACAAAAAAGGACAGACAGCUUUAAUCUUAGCAUCAAGACAAGGUCAUGCAGAAAUAGUUGCCAUAUUAUUGGCGUCCAAAGUUUGUGUUGAUCGUACUGAUGAUGAUGGAUGGACAGCUUUACGAUCAGCUGCCUGGGGUGGACAUAAUGCUGUUGUCUUAUUGUUAUUAGGAGCAGGAGCCGGUGUUGACCAUGCUGAUACAGACAAAAGAACAGCACUGAGAGCAGCAGCUUGGGGUGGUCAUGAAGAAAUAGUGAUACAACUACUAGAACAUCAGGCCGAGGUCAAUAAAGCUGAUAAUGAUGGUCGCACAGCUCUUAUAGCUGCUGCUUACAUGGGACAUGCAGAAAUUGUACAAGAUUUAUUAAAAAACAAUGCUGAUGUCAACCAAGAAGAUCGUGAUGGUAGAACUGCUCUUUCAGUAGCAGCCGUCUGCAUCAGAACUAGUGAAGGUCACGAAAAGGUUGUUGGAUUACUUUUAGAGAACGGAGCUGAAGUGAAUCACCAAGAUCAUGAUGGUAUGACCCCAUUACUCGUUGCUGCAUGUGAAGGUCAUCAGGAAGUUUGUGAACUUUUGUUAGAAUGGGAUGCUGACAUUGAUCAUGCUGAUAACAAUGGCCGUACGCCUCUUCUAGCCGCUGCUUCAAUGGGACAUUCUAAAAUAGUUAAUCAGCUGUUGGUUUGGGGAUGUGCUGUGGAUACGAUUGAUUCUGAGGGAAGGAUUGUUCUUAGUAUUGCUGCAGCACAAGGCAAUGUCAAUGUUGUCCAACAGUUACUUGAACGUGGAUUAGAUGAAAUGCAUAGAGACAAUGCUGGAUGGUCUCCCUUGCACAUGGCUGCUUAUGAAGGACACUUGGAGGUCUGUAACUGUCUAAUAGAACAUUGUGCCAAAGUAAAUGAAGUUGAUAAUGAUGGACGCCAUCCACUCAUCCUUGCUGCACAAGAAGGACAUCUUGAGGUUGUUACUUCCCUUGUGGAAAACGGUUCAACAAUAGAUCACAGGUCACAUGACCAGAAAACAGCAUUCCGAGUGGCUGCUUUGGAAUCUCACAGGAAAGUAGUGGAAUAUCUGUAUGAACAGGGAUCAAACAUUAACUACAAAGAUGCUGAUGGGAGAUCAACAGUUUAUAUGUUAUCUUUAGAAAACAAAGUAGAUAUAUUGCAAUAUUUAUUGGAAAUAGGAGCUGAUGUAGAAUCUACUGAUCUUGAAGGACGUACUGCCCUUCACAUUUCUGCAUGGCAGGGACAUUUCGAAAUUGUUUCACUUCUUUUGAAAUUUGGUGCAAAAGUAAAUGCUGUUGACAAUGACAAUCGUACUUCAUUGCAGUCAGCAGCUUGGCAAGGUCAUGAGAAGGUUGUUAAACUUCUUCUUGAAAAUGGAGCUAAUGUUGAUCAUACAUGUAAUCAAGGUGCUACUGCUUUGUGUAUUGCUGCACAAGAAGGACAUGAACACUGUGUACGUGUAUUGCUUCAGUAUCAUGCUAAUCCAAACCAUGCUGACCAGUUUGGAAGGACACCGAUCAAAGUUGCCAUGAAAUCAGGUCAUUCAGGUAUUUGUAAGUUACUGGAAGAGAAUGGUGCAACGCCCAUGACAAAGAGUAGAAGCAAUUCUUCUACGUCUAGUAAUGAGACCAGGCCUACGUCUGCUGCUGGUUCUGCACAUACACAUGCUACAGUCACCACUGGUGUUAUUGUCAAUGGUAAUCAGUUGAACAGUUCGCCAUCAGAAUCUCCCGACUCAACUUUCGAUAGAAGAAAAUCCUUUGCGUCUAAUAACUCGUCGAAAUCAUCAAGUAAUAUGACAUCAUCAACAAGCCAAAGUAAUCAAAGUGCUCCUAAUAGUAACGAAUGUCUGACAUUUACACAACAACUUCAACAGUGCUCUAUGGCUAGGCACCGUGCUAGGCCUGUCAGUAGAAUUUUGUCUCCAGUUAGCGAGCCUCAGUCCCCAGUUCAGUCUCCAAAUAUUACUCCUAGUAUUGAGGUUAUGGUCCAUAAUGAACAUAAUAAACUCUCACCGAUUACAGAAAGGAAUUUGAACAUUUUUGCCAAAUCUCCAGUUAAGUUUUCUAACUUGAAGGAUAAAGAAAUUUCUGCAACCAUUAAUAUAAUUACGAAUCCUAAUCCUGAUUUCUCUGAUGAACCUGUUUGGCAGAUCAAUCCACAACAUUUCAUUAGUAUGAAAAAUGACUUGGAAAAGUUAAAACUUCAUCAAAAAACAAACACAGAGCAGUCAAAUGUUAUAAUGGGACAAAGUGCUUUAGAAAUGCGUUCCCCUGAAAUGAGACGUAAGAGGAAUGGGAUCGUUACUAAUCCUAAAAUAACUAAAAGUGGAGCAAUGAAUGGACAUUUCAACAAGAUUUCUAACCUAACUGGAGAGGAGAAGAUUAUGAAUGGUCAUGGACCUAUGAGUAUUAGUGUUGGUCCUGGGUCAAACUAUUCUGGACCUCCUAGACCUAAUGGGCUUCCUUUAAAGAAAGAGACUCCACUAUAUUAGGAUACACAUCAUUCAGACUGAAAACAAGCUAGAGGGAAGAUUGAAGAUUUAGUGCAAUGACAUGUGACUUUUCACAUUACAUAACCUUGUAAACUGUUUAUAUUCUGUGAUAUAUGUGUUGUGUAUUUAUAGCAAUGGUUUAUUUUCUGGCACAUUCAAGUGAAUUCUGAUUGAUCAGUUGCUUACAAAUGAUGGUUAGGCCUGCAUAAUAUAUUUAAUAUCAAGACAAAAUAUCCUUAACCUGUAGAUCUUAAUUGUCAUAUAUUAAGAAAGGGUAGCAUACAUUUCCUCUGAAGCCUCAAGGAUAAAAUUCAUAUAUAGCAACAUAUGUUAAAAACAGCUAUUUUUGUUGUACAUGUAUUUACAUAUUACAUUUACAAGAUAUAGGAAGUUAUAAAAUUCUAACAAUCAAUAGCCAAACCUAAUUGUUCUAAAGCUGGAACUAAUAUAUUUUAAUAGACCUAG